GUCACUUCCGAGAAGGGCAGGCGCGGGCUGAGGGUUGGAGCCGGUGUUCCGCCAUCGCGGCGCUGCCGGCUCCGGGCCGCGCCGGGUUCGCUCUGUCCCGGUUCGGGUCCGUUCUCCCCGCGCUCUCCGGCCUCCCGGGAACCCGCUGUGUGGCAACAGAAACGCGUUUCGCCCCCCGGAGGGUGCGGACGGGGUUCGUGUGUCGCCCCUGGUGGUGGUUGCGGUGUAGGCCUCGGCUCCAUGGAUCCGUUUUUGGUGCUGCUGCACUCUUUCUCCUCGAGUCUGUCGGAAGAUAAUCUCUCUUCCCUCAAGUUCCUCCUGAGGGACAAGAUUGGGAAAAGGAAGCUUGAAGCAGCCAAAAGCGGAGGGGAGCUCUUCAACAUCCUCCUCGAGCAGCAGGAGAUCUCAAGGCACAACACGUCGUUUCUUGAAAGCAUUUUUAAGUCUAUUAAAAGAGAAGAUCUGCUCAAACAACUAGAGCAGUUCGUAGAGGACGGAGAAGUUGAUGAUGAUCAACCAGAUGCGCAUGAAAAACGUCUUCAGAACGCAGCUUUUGAAGUCAUCUGUGAAAAUGUCGGGAGAAACUGGAAGAUGCUGGUGCGAAAACUCGGCCUUUCUGAAGUGAAAAUUGACAGAAUAGUGGCAGCCAAUCCAUUUAACUUGCAUGAACAGUUGCUUCAGUCCCUGCGAGCGUGGCAGAAAUGGAAGGGAAAAGAUGCAAAGGUGACUGACUUAAUAAAAGCCCUUCGGGGCUGCAGUAUGAAUUUGGUGGCAGACAUAGUUGAAAAGAAGCUCUCGCUACUGGACGCUGGAACCAGCUGACAUCAAUAUAAAAGCAAUCCCACAUCCCGCAGAUUAGAUGGGAAAAGUACCAGUGCCUUCCACUCUUCUGAACCAAAAUUAGUAUCGUUGGUUCAGUUACUUUUUCUGUCAUUAAUUUACAUGCCUUAAUAUGUUGAUUUGUGGUCAGAUGAAGAUUAAUGUAAAACCAAGUAACUUUGAGGUAGUGCUUUGUAGUUUUAUGCUUCCUUUAAGAGAUUUGAACUUUCACAAGACCUAAACUCUGUAUGUUGUGGAAAUUCUCACACUUUUGUUCUACCACUCACCUGAAAACAAGAUUUGCUUUACUGCUGGUAAUUGUCAGAUACAUCUUCUCUGAAAAUACAUCCAUGGGACACUUCUGAGGCAGCUGUAAUUAAAAUUUCAUGGGGAGGUUGGUUAAUUUUGUGGCCUAUUAUAACUAUAGUAUGAAAAGGGGAAAGAAUAGCUUAGCUCUGUGUUGGGUUUUCUCUUUAAGUAGCAUAAGAUUCUGUCUACCAUAAUUUGUCAAAUACAUUUGCUCUUUGUAAAAGGAUACGAAGAUGUAACCUCUGGCUCCAAAACUGCAGUGUGAGAAGGGUAGGAACUAUUGUAGUGGCAUUUUAUUGGCAGAAAAUGGUUGAAAAUUAACUAGUUGGAAUCAAAUGUCUGCAUCAAGUGCCUGCCUUCAUCCUGGAGGAAAUGUUCUCCUGAAACUAUGAAAGAAAUUGUGUGUGUGUCUCACAGAUCUUUACAGCAGCCUCUUUUUAUUGCUGUCAGUGUAAGAUUUUUUACUAGGAAUCCUUUCAGAACCUGUAUCACAGAUGUCUGUAUCACAGCCAUGUCUGCUGGAAGUUGCAGCUUACCUCGUAAGUAUCUGCAGUUGUCUGUGCUCUUAGUAACAAAGCUGUGUACUGUAACAGCCUAGAAAACAAACUGGGUUUAGUGGAGGGGUGUGAAAGCCUCCUGAGAGCAGAUAUAUAAUACUAACUUUUCUCUAGUGGUAGCCCUUGAAGAUCAGGUGCCUUUCACCACAGUUUGGUCUCUUCAGAAGUCGCUCCAGAUCCAACACCUCUUCCAAAUCCUCUGCAGUUGUUUAGGUCAUUCCUGUGCCUUGAUAUUUUUUGAAAGUGGUUGUGAGCAACUCGCAGAGCAACAAGGGUGUGAAUGAGACCAGAUUCAGCUUUAGUUUGGAACAGACUUCAAAAGAUGGCCUUCAUGCCUAACCUAAGGCUGGAAAAGUUGCACAAGCUUCAAGACAUACAGGGCUAUAGGGGCCUCUGAGGAGUAUUCCCUAUAUGAGGGUAGAAGUCCUCUGAAAUCGUUAUUGUUUGAAGGAGUAGGAUUGUUUGUUACUGCAGACAUCCUUCUAACUACAUAAAUAGAUGCUGGGAGAGGAGAGGCUCCUUUUUUGCUACUGUACUGUGACUUUGAGCUCCUUUCAGUUUUACAUGGUGCCCUUACUGUGAAGGCCAGGUGUCAGCAUGUAAUGUACCACUGCUCUGAAUAAAUGCUGUGACAUUGAUAACUUUCAAGUUUUUGUUGCAGUUGGUGCCCCUGGUUUAGACGAUGACACCUAAAUGCAUGAUCAUAGUUAAUGGAAAGUGCUGUAAUGUGAACUUACCAUUUCAGUAAGUUUUUUCCUUAAAUGAUUCUCAGAAGUGUUUUUCUAAUCAUAGUAUAUUAAAUAUCAGUGAUCGUAUCCAUGCAAAGAAGCGAUGGGUAAUAUAGAAGUUCCCAUUUCUCUGCUGCUUGGGCAGGUACAGUCCUCUAAGUACUUGCUCCAACAGUUGUGUCAGUUGUCAGCUCCAGACUUCCAAUAGGAGCUCCAAUGCUGCACUUCCCCUAAAUAACCAGCUCAGAUGUUUUGGAGGGUUUUAUUUAAUAGAUGCAGUCUUCAUUCUACAGUAUUUUAUUUAAUAGAUGCAGUCUUCAUUCUACAGUAUUUAAAGAAAAUUACUGCUUUAGCCUUUUUCACUUUAUGCUUCUAAGCAACCUGUGUGAGCAGAGUGGAGUAGAAGUGAAGUUAGCAAGAGGAGUUAUGUUUGUGGUGAGACAGCUCUGCAACAGUUCCAACUUCAAUCUGGCCCAUAACAUGGUUUUCCUGUCCACUUGUACUAAGUAGUGUGGUUCUCUGAAGAUAGAUUUAUCUGGAAUAUGAACAGAAGUAUAUUGCCUGCUGCAUAUAACCAAGGUAUUUUAAGAAUCAGUAGGAAUAACUUGUAGCGAAGUGAUUGUCAGCUGUAAGAAAUACUCUUCCUCAUAAGAUAAAAUCCCUCGUUUCUUUAAGGAUUUGUACAUUGUGGAUGUGUUAGUGCGUAUGAAAGCAAUGAUCUAGACUGCAUCAAUGCAUGCAGUACCUCAGGGCCAAUUAAAACUGGUUUAAUUAGAGAUUAAAAACUUAAUGAUAUGGGGAAAAUAUCAAAUGGAAUGAGUGGAACAAAAACUUUUCGUUGGGAGGAGGGGUAAGGGAAAAGGUUGGAUUUGUAAGGAGAUGUGCUGUGAUCCAGGGAGUGAGCUUUUAUCUUCCAACAAAGCUUUUUGAACUCACAUCUUAUUUUUAUAACUUUUAAUUCCAAGUUUUCUAUUGUAUCACUCUGUGCACAUUUCAUUAAAAAAUACUUCCUUAAAACCA
Strigops habroptila (Kakapo) is the source of this 3433-nucleotide messenger RNA. It is a transcript of the gene FADD, whose product is annotated as Fas associated via death domain. The coding region runs from base 241 to 822 and encodes 193 amino acids. The record is from RefSeq and is a predicted model, not a curated record. The transcript is spliced from 2 exons. Gene Ontology annotation, biological process: negative regulation of extrinsic apoptotic signaling pathway via death domain receptors; signal transduction. Gene Ontology annotation, molecular function: protein binding. NCBI's taxonomy places the organism in Eukaryota, Metazoa, Chordata, Aves, Psittaciformes, Psittacidae.